Drosophila kikkawai is the source of this 2557-nucleotide messenger RNA. RefSeq names its product sodium-dependent nutrient amino acid transporter 1. The record is from RefSeq and is a predicted model, not a curated record. Gene Ontology annotation, cellular component: plasma membrane. Gene Ontology annotation, molecular function: L-amino acid transmembrane transporter activity. NCBI's taxonomy places the organism in Eukaryota, Metazoa, Arthropoda, Insecta, Diptera, Drosophilidae. Gene Ontology annotation, biological process: sodium ion transmembrane transport.
CGGCCUGGCUUUUUGGCGUUUUGGCUGCUUGGUUUCUUGGCUUUUAGGUCUCGUUUUGGAUUUAUUUCUUUCAACUUUUUGGCUCACGUGAGCUCGGUAAACGCGCGCUCAGCGACCAGUUGCCAAAAGCCUAAUGCAAUAAUAACGGGUUUCUUGGAGGCUCUCGGCUUAUUUCGGUUCGGAAACUUUACCAAAAUCGCGUGUGCAGAUGCGCAACAGUCAAGUCGUCGGGUUACCCCAACAAUAAUAUCAAAACAUUAGCAUUUGAAAAUACGCAGCCUUGUCUGGGCGUAGAGUUUUAAUUGAAAAACUACGCUUACAGCCGGUUCAAAGCAGUUUUAGCCGCAUGUUACCUUACCAUAACCUACCUGCAUCGUCGACCAAAACAAAACAAAAGUCUACAAAUCGCCACAAACUCAAUUGCCGCGAAGUGAAGUGAACCGAAGGGAAGGUGUGCAAAAAACGGUCUGAAUAGAUCCUGCGGAAUUGACCCUUAUAACUUGAUAGAACAACAGAAGGCCAUAAUGGACGCAUCCCACAGGAAUCAUCGAAAUCCAGCCUUUGUGGGCGACGAUGGACGCAGCACCGCCAGCACAAUGGACAUUUCGGCCAGCAAUACUGCAGCACCACGGGAUAAUAUCGACGAUCUGGAGUCAAGCAAAUUGCCAGAGGAACGGGCCACCUGGGGCAAGGGCGUGGAGUUCCUGAUGUCCUGCAUUGCCAUGUCCGUGGGCCUGGGUAACGUGUGGCGCUUCCCUUUCACCGCCCUCGACAAUGGCGGCGGCGCCUUUCUCAUUCCAUAUCUCAUUGUGCUGUUCCUGAUUGGCAAACCGAUUUACUAUCUGGAAAUGGUAAUUGGCCAGUUCUCCAGCCGCGGCUCGGUAAAGGUGUUCGAUUUGUGUCCUGCCAUGAAAGGUGUUGGAGCCGGUCAGGCCUUCCAGGUGUUUAUGCUCAACACUUACUACGCCGCCCUGGUAGCGAUUAUUGGUCGAUAUUUCUUUGAGUCAUUCCAAAACCCCCUACCCUGGGCCGCAUGCCGGGAGGAAUGGGGUAGCAACUGCAUAAACUCAGCCCCCGAUGCAACCAAUUGGUCUCAAGUGGAAAGCGAAAAUCAGCGUCCGCAAAAUUCCUCAGUAAAAUCACAAAACGAUCGGCUGAUCACCAGUUCGGAGUGGUACUUUGUCAAGGAGGUAUUGCACGAGACCCCCAACAUCGAGGAUGGCAUCGGUCUGCCCAACUGGGAGCUAGUCAUCGGACUCUUUGUCGCCUGGGCCUGCGUUUUCCUGAUCAUUCGGCGUGGGGUCAAGAGUUCGGGAAAGGCCUCAUACUUCCUCGCCAUUUUCCCAUACGUGAUUAUGGGCGUCCUUUUAGUGCGAGCCGUGACCCUGCCGGGUUCCCUGGACGGCAUCUACUACUUCAUCAAGCCGCAGUGGGGCAAGAUCCUGGAUCCGAAGGUCUGGUACGCUGCUGUGACCCAGUGCUUCUACUCGCUGUCCGUCUGCUUCGGCAACAUCAUCAUGUACUCCUCCUUCAACAAGUUCGGUCACAAUGUGCACCGUGAUGCUUCGAUCGUGACGGCCCUGGACACGAUGACCUCCCUGCUUGCUGGGUUUACGAUAUUCGGAAUCCUCGGCCACCUGGCCCACGAAAUCGGCACCGACGACAUCGGCAGCGUGGUGAAGGGCGGCGCCGGACUGGCCUUCAUCUCGUAUCCCGAUGCCAUCGCCAAGUUCAAGCAGCUGCCCCAGAUCUUUUCGGUGUUGUUCUUCCUUAUGCUCUUUGUGUUGGGCAUCGGAUCGAAUAUAGCCAUGACCUCUUGCUCGGUGACCGCUAUCCGGGAUCGAUUCCCCAACUUCAAGCAGUGGCAGUGCUCACUGCUGAUUGCGGUCGUCAGCUUUGUGAUUGGACUAAUGUACAUUACGCCGGGCGGCCAAUACAUGCUGACCUUGGUGGACUUUUUUGGUGCAUCGAUGAUAGCAUUGGUUCUGGGCAUUGCCGAACUGUACACGCUUGGAUGGAUCUACGGCACAGAUCGCCUGUGCAAGGACAUCGAGUUCAUGCUGGGCCGCAAGGUCGGCCUCUACUGGAGACUGUGCUGGAGCAUAAUCACGCCGCUGAUCAUGACCGUUAUUCUGAUAUACUUCUAUGCGACUUACGAGCCUCUGACCUACAACAACAUUGUCUACCCCAAUUGGGCGUAUGGUAUUGGCUGGACGAUCACUGCGUUUGGCAUACUGCAAUUGCCGAUUUGGAUGAUUGUGGCCAUUAUCCGGGACCCAGGUCAGUCUCUGGGCCAGAAAAUUCGAGGCGCUUUUACUCCCAAGAAAAACUGGGGGCCCACAGACCCUCUGCUCCGUGAGCAGUACAACAAGGAAAUUGAGAACGAUCUGACCCCGAAGCGGGGAAAGGGUAUUUGGGCUGCCAUCAAGCAGAAUAUUUUCGGUUGAUCCAGCCACCAAAAGAACCAGGUACAAUGUAAAUAAAGUCCGAAAGAUCUUGUAUUAAUCCUAAGUCUGCCAAUAAACUUGAUAAGUAUGAAUUCACAUAAAACAUUAAA